AUGGACGAGCAAAAGGAAAAGAUGGACGAUCUAGCGUCGCUAUUUCUCCCCGACCUAUUACACCCACUUUCUACGAUUACCCUGGAUGCGUUGGUCAAGCAGGAAGACGAUGGCUUCCACGCUGCGCUUUUCCAGAAUGACCAGCCCAAAAUGCCUUCAUAUCUGGCUGGAAUGAAUAUGCAAAUGGUUAAUUCAGACCAUGACCAUCUGCAGCUGCUGUUUGAUCCCGAUAGCAUGUACACUAUGAACAUGGCCACUGGUCCAACGCCUAACCACAUGGCUAACUACACUAACCAAGGACCCAACAUGCGCUUUCUGCCUCAUCCUGGUCCCCCAGAAGACUUUUUGACACAUACACUGCAUUACCAGGAAUUCGUCCCGGCCGAAGCUGCUGGUAUACAGCCCCCAAGUCGAUACCAUCUGAUGCAGAAACCAUACCUUCCUCAGCAUGUAAUGCCAUUCCAACCAGCCUGGUCUGCGCUGACUGUUAUUGGGCAGUUUGAUGGCAUGAACUAUUACGGCAACAUCAGCCCACAGCCUCCACACGGUAACCCAGGCAUGUCUAUGCCUAUGCCAGUCUCAAGCAAUGACGCAGAUGACCAUCUGUUAUUUGGUGUAUCUAAAACUGCCACACCAGAAGUACUCCAGGCACCUAUGAAUGCCAAUAAUGCUUCUUUUGGUAUGAGAGGGAACAAGGUUCCCAAGCGAGAUGAUUCAGAAUUGGAGUCAUCUCCCCAAGUUGGCGAUAAAUCCAUAAAAAAGCAAAAGAAAAAACCAAAAACCUCAAAAAUAAUGGACGCGGAUGCAGAUUCUGUCCCGAAAAUGCUGGAUGCAGAUGCAGAUUCUGUCCCGUUGGAUAAACAAGCCACUCCUGCUACAAUUCAGGUUGAUUACAAUCCAGGAAAGCUAUUAAAACUCCUAGACCUUGAUCAAGCUAAUGACAGUCCACAAGUUCCUAUUCUUGAUCACUCGAAUCAACCCGUACAAAUCACUUUCAGGGGCUUCAUCGCAGGACGAUUCUACACAAAUGACCAGGAUAACUUCAACCACAUUUCGGCAACGAAGGAAGUACCUCAAACUGACAAGAAGUAUAACGCAGAAGUUGUUUCAUGCUACAGAAGGAACUUUAUUCAUGUCAAUGUUAAUUUUCUGCGGUCAAGUGAAUCCAAUCUUUUGGCCAUUCCUGGCAAGGGAGUUAUCAACGGGUUUCGUCUCGAUGUUUUGGCUUUUGCUAAUGGCGAAGAAAGCAUUCCCGUGAUUCUCAACACACAGAACGACGCUAUAAAGGAUAAGAGUAAAGGUUAUUCAGACGUUGUCCUUCCAAAACGCAUUGGUACUUCUCACAAAAUACUGGUCAGCGAAAGCGGCGGAGACAAUUACUUCACCAUUCGUAGAGCACAGUUCAAAAGUGCAACGGCAAACAGCGUUAAUGUGAGCUUCCAAACUUUUAACAAUUUUUCGGUGAGGCUAAUAGCUGAACUCGACCAAGGAGAAGUUAUAGUCAAGGAGCUCAAAAGCUCGCCUAUUAUCGUGAGAGGCCGUAACCCUUCAUUUUAUCACAAGAGAGGAGAUGUCUUGAUCAGGCCCAGACCAGCUGUGUCGAAAUCCAGUUUUGAAUUCUCAGAACAGGAUGUGGUUAGUGAAGAGACAAGAGGACAGGAUUAUGAUGUGAAUUCUACUCAUCACUCUCAGAGCUUCGGUGAUGGUUCACCAGAGAAAGAGGAAGACAGUCAGGCCAUAAAAGCAGAACCUAAGGACUCGUCAGUUUCAGGCGAAACAGAAGAUCGCUCCUUAGGGGAGGAGAUGCAGCGCACGAGAAGCAAAGCAAACAGGCAAACUCCAGUACCAACUGGGGCGGGGCUGGCGACUAAUCUUAAGGAAUUGCUCGAUCCGAAAUCGUUCGUUGACGCAGAAGGUAAGCCGACGAGAUACAGAUACUUCCCAAUUCUGAAUGUUUAUUAUCUUCCUCCGAUCAACGUGGUGUAUUUCCCUCAUAGGGCACAUCAUCAACUGAUAAAACCGGAUUCCACCGGUGAUGCAAAUGUUGAAGAGGAGCAACAAGCGAUCACUGCCAGCGCAAGCAGAAGGUCCGAUAGAAAGAAGCCCACUUCGAAAUUCUACUUUAGGUAA
Candidozyma haemuli is the source of this 2130-nucleotide messenger RNA. RefSeq names its product Rep1p (gene REP1). The record is from RefSeq and is a predicted model, not a curated record. The transcript has a single exon. Gene Ontology annotation, biological process: positive regulation of transcription by RNA polymerase II; meiotic cell cycle. NCBI's taxonomy places the organism in Eukaryota, Fungi, Ascomycota, Pichiomycetes, Serinales, Metschnikowiaceae. Gene Ontology annotation, cellular component: nuclear chromosome. Gene Ontology annotation, molecular function: DNA binding; DNA-binding transcription factor activity. Bases 1 to 2130 code for a protein of 709 amino acids.